AUGCCUACUUAAAUGGAAGUGGAGUACUGGAGAAACAGGUACUAAAGAAUGAACAGGGAAAGAUUUAUUGCUGCUAAUACAAUUGCUGUCAUCACCCACGCCAUUACUCAACCACUUGACAUGGUUAGGAUUAGGUCUCAAAUGCUCCAAGAGGGGAAAACAUUUAUGGGAAUAGGCUACUAAAGAGGAUGGUAUCCAUUCCAAAUUUUGGAAGAGAUCUACCAAGCAGGUGGAGGACUUAAAAAGUUCUACUCAUCAUUUGAUGCUUUCUUUGUAAGAACAUUAGCAUAUACUACCGCAAGAGUUUCCUGCUUCGCUUAUUUCUAUGACAAGCUAAAUAAAGACCCAAGAAGAAUCGCUAGACCAGAUUAUAUGGUAUUUGCAGGACUUGCUGGAGGCUUUGUUGCUGGUGUUGCUACCAACCCAAUCGAUAUUGUUUUCAACAGAAUGCAAGUUGAUGAACUAUAUCCAAUUGCUGCCAGAAGAAACUAUGCCAAUCUCUUAGAUGGUCUGCAACAUGUAUCUCAAGAAAAAGCUUUGUUUAGAGGAGCUAUAGCUAAUGGACUUAAGCUUGGAGCUAUUUGCGCAUCUAUGACUAGUAUUUUUGAUUGGUGCAAAGAAAACUCCUACUACUUCUUUGGUCCUCACUGGAUAAACAGACUAUGGGGUACAGCAGUAGCUGUUUCUUUGGGAACUCUUGUCAGUGUUCCUUUAGAUAUGGUCAGAACUAGACUUCACACAAUGAAAAAGCUACCUAACGGCUUGAUGCCUUACCAAGGUACGUUAGAUUGCAUCAAUAAAAUAAUCAAAUAUGAAUGCAACACCAAAUACAGUUCUAACUUUGGAUCAUUCUAUGCUGGUGCUCAAGCUUACUGGGUUAGAUUAUUCUUAAUUUGCUAUCUUUCUCAAUUCUUGCUUGACUUUUAUCAUGCUAACCACUUCGAUCAAGAAUUUUGGCAGCCUGCUAGAUUCUAAUAUCAAACUGGUAUCGAUUACGACGUUCAUGAUCCAUUCACAGAUGCUUUCAAUAAAAGACUCGUAGCUACCUAUGUUGGCAUUGGCGGUCUAGGUGCUGCUCACCCCUCAGGAAAAGAAGGCUUGGUCAUUAUUUGA
Molecule: messenger RNA, 1113 nt
Organism: Stylonychia lemnae
Lineage: Eukaryota; Ciliophora; Spirotrichea; Sporadotrichida; Oxytrichidae
Source: the annotation of a GenBank genome assembly